GAGAAAUACAUCAGGAGUGUUCUUACAGGGAUUUAUGAUUCUCCUGAAAAACUUGUGGAUGAUUAUGAGGUUCACAACUGGCUGCAAGAGCUCAUGUCACCACCAGAAGGACCUGGAUUAAAUGGCCUUCCUGAAAAGCUGACAUCAGUUGAUGACAUCUGUGCCAUUGUGACACCAUUAGUAUUUCAAGCAAGUGUACAACAUGCUGCAGUGAAUUACUCUCAGUACGAUGAAUUUGCAUAUCCACCAAACUAUCCAAGUUAUUUGGAAGGCCUCCCUCCAAGAGAUAAGAGAGCAAGAAAUGAGCAGGAUCUUGUAAACGCCCUGAUAAGCAAAACACGAGUAUUAGACGUUGCAUUUUUAGCUGACUUCUUGAGCAGAACUGGAUUGAACCCACUAGGAUACUUUGAGGUUCAG
Molecule: messenger RNA, 417 nt
Organism: Owenia fusiformis
Lineage: Eukaryota; Metazoa; Annelida; Polychaeta; Sabellida; Oweniidae
Source: the annotation of a GenBank genome assembly